AUGUGCAAGAGCAAGCUUGCGGCAAAGGACAACGAGGUGAACCGCUUGAUGGAGCUACUCCAUGACCUGGAGGAGCGCCAAAGCACGCAAAGUGGUUCGCAGCCCAGUAAGGCCGAGGCUCAGCGAUUGGAAGAAGAGCUGGAAGAGCUGCGCCGCAGCAAUGCAUCAGCCUUGGCCACAGUUCGGGAGCAAAACGAGGCGCUAUCGGAGCAAGUGAACACGUUGAAGGAACAGGCACAGCAGAGCGCCAGCCAGCUGAGCCAGUUCCGAGAGUACCAGUCCAAAGCCUUCGAGCUCAAAUCCGCCAAUGACGCUCUCAACGAACAGUUGGAUGCCGUCAACGAGGAGAUCCAGCAAAUGCAGGCCGAACACAAAGAAGAGCUCGACCAGCUUCAAAAGGAACUCUCGACUCUGCAAAGCGACAGACAGGCACACCACCAGGCAGUGGCGGCUCAGAUUGACUCCAAAGUAAAAGCAAUACGACUUUCUUUAGAGAGUGAGAAGCAAAGUUUGGAGCAGCAGCUUGAGGAUGCGAGGGAGAAUGCACGUGUCCAGCUUCAAGCUGUGUCAUCCGAGCGAGACCACUUGCAACUGCGAUUGCACGCGCAGGAGGUCGAAGUUCAGGCCUUGAGGGACGCAGUGGGCUCGGUUCCCGAGGAGAAGCAGUCCGAGGAACAGGCUGAGUCCGAGCCACGAGUCGUGCAAGCUCAGCAAGUCGAAAGAGCCAAAGCCUUGCGAGAGCAGAGCCAGUUUGCUUUCGAUGAGAUGACCAGGCAUCUGGCAGAGAUUCGAGAAGCAGGAGAGACUGAGCGCAAGCGCUUGCAAGCAGAUCUCGACCAGCAGCUGAAGCAACGCGCCGCGGCUUUGCUGGAGGUGCAGAAUGAGAGGGACAGCCUGCAGACACAGGCCGAAGCACUCGAGCAGGCCAACAAGGCUGUGUCUUUGCAGCGGGACGAGAUUGCCAGACAGCUGCGCGAGAAGGAACGGAUCAAUCAGGAGCUUGCCGAUGAGCUGGAGGAGCAACGGGAGCAAUUCAGGACAAAUCAACAAAGAUACGGCGUCUUGUCGCUCGUCCACAGCCUGCAGCGCAGCACCGUUUUGCCUGCCUUCUCACUUCUGCGCAGAGCGCUCCCGCCUCAGCAGGGGCCGGCCCCGGAGGAGGCAGAGGCCUCUUUCAGCGACGCGGAGUCGGAUGAUUCCUACGGUUUGGAUGAUCGCGGCCAGCAGGAGUUCGCACAACUGAUGAAGGACAACACAUUUGAAUCCCUCUUCGUUGGAGCGGACAGGGUCAGCGAAGAUGCUACUGCUGUCACUGGUGAGUUGCAAGAGCACAUGACCAACAUCGUGACUUCCCUAGAACUCUUUCCGCAGAUGCAUACCGGUCUCAUGCAGGAGCUAGACAAGAGGGGUUUUGGAAGAGAGCUGCGGAAGUUUCUGCUUCUCAUGCAGAGGGCCAUGGGACGCUCGGUCCGCAUGGCCAGCACGAUGGCUGAGCUUACUGAUAAGCAUGCGAAUGUGAACGUGCGACUGAAGAACUUGCUUGGCAGCAAGAAGCUGGAGUGGCAUAUGAAGAGCUUGCGCAUCUCCGGGCAACAUGAAGUGCUUCUGCGCUUCCAGAGGAACCAAACAAAAGCUCUAAAGGCCGACUUGGACGAUGUGCUCGAGCAGCUCGGGGAUCAAUGUGAGCAGAAUCGCAAGGUGAAGCAAGAGCUCGAAGAUGCCCGUCAACAGCUGGAAGCCUCGAAAGGAACUCAGGAGGAGGAGCUCCGCAUUCAGCUGGAAGCUUCGAAGGACAGCGAAGCCAGGCUGCGUAGUCAGUCCCUGGAGCAAGACCUGCACUUGCGAGAAGUUCGAGAACAGCUCGACGCAGCCCAAAAGCAAAUCCAGAGCCUGGAAGCAUUGCAGAACGAAGGAGCCGACCGAGACGGAGCUAAGGGACCGCGGCAAACGGAGCAAAGCUCGGAAGCCUCAGGUCCAGGCCCCGGUCCUCCCCAAAGCCAAGAGGAUGCGGAUUCCGUGGCGGAGCCUGCUGUUGCUGUUAGUGCCAGUGCUGCUAGCGGCAAGGGCCAGAAGGGGAAGAAGGGACCCCCCAAGAAGGGUCCACCCAUGCCUCAAGGCGAGUCUGAACCAAGCGCGGUUCCCACUCCCACGCCAGAGGAUUCCACGGUUGCCGAGGAUGCGACACCGGCGCCCAAAGGAAAAGGAAAAGGGAAGAAAGGUCCAGGUCCGCCUCCGCCCAAAGCCUCGCAAGAGGCCUCCGAAGAGCCUGAUGAGCCUAGCGCGACGGAGGACGCACCCCCGAAGGCAAAAGGAAAGGGGAAGAAAGGUCCUGGCCCGCCUCCUGCGAAGGCCUCGCCAGAGACCGUAGCCGAAGAGCCCAGCGUGACAGAGGAGGCACUUCCGCAGCAGGCGAGUGCAGUGCCGAGCAAGGGCAAGGGCAAAAAAGGUCCACCGAUGCCGCCUGGAAAAGGAGCCGGACCUGCCGGACCCGCACCAGGGCCAAGCUCCGGCGAGGAGAAGCAGAGUGCGGAGGGCGUCGAAGGCGCAGUUACCCCGAAGAAGGGAGGGGGAGGCAAGCCUGCUCCGCCGAAGGGAGGGAAAGGAAAGGCCGCCGGCAAGGGCAAGACUGCGUUGCCCGAUGUUGAUCCUGGUCCGGAGCCUCCCAAGCACCUCGUUGGGAAGAAGUUUCAUUGGACGAACGUCGUGGGCACUCGCUUUGCUGGUUCCAUGUUCCAGCAGAUUGUGGAGAGCCUCAACUCGAACAAGACGGAACAUGUUGAAGCAGAGCCCGAUGAUAAGGCAGAGACGAAGCAGGAGCCAGAGAGAAAGCCAAAGAUGCACACUCUGCUCGAGAAGCUGACCGGCACCUUUUUCAAGAGUAAGGAGGAGCCGCCAGAUGCUGCGGGGAAGGAUCAAAAAGAGGCCAGGAAGAAGACCGUGGCACAGUGCUUGCCUCCCAAGAAGAGCCAAGCUGUGGAGAUUUUCCUGAAUGGCUGCGGGGUAAAUAUCGAUCACGUGCGGAGAUGUGUUUUGGAUCUCGACGCCUCUGAGAGGGCUUUGAACGCUGAGAACUUAUCGAAGGUGAUCGAGCUGUACCCCAAGGGCGAUGAGCUCCAAGAGCUGAUGGAUUUCAAGAAGGACAAUGAUCCCACGGUGCUGCCUUGGGCUCGCGCCGAGGAGUUUCUGAUCCAGCUUAUGGAUAUCUCUGACUUCAAGGUGAGGGCCGAGUGCUGCCUGACACGGGGUAUGUUCGCCUCUGAGUGCGACGAGGUGGAACGGGAUCUUGCGACACUGCACGCAGCUCUGACCGAUACAUGCAAAUGCGAGAAUCUGCGCAAGAUCUUCACGGUCAUCAUGCAAAUUGGCAACUACCUGAACCACGGUACAAACAAAGGUGCCCAGCGAGGGUUCACUUUGGACACACUACCUCUGCUCAGCCGAGUGGAAGGGUUUGAGGGCAAGGCAUAUUCACUUCUCCGUUUCAUUAUGGACGAAGUCGAUGUCGAUGUCAAGGCAGGAGCGAUGCUGGAGCUGAAGUUCUGUGAAGAAGCUUCAAAGUUGGACUUUGACGAAUCUGUGCGACGCCUCUCCGAAAUGCAGAAGCAGCUCGCCAUCCUGGAAGAAGCUCUUGGUCCUCCAGGUGAUGGAGAAGGCGAGGGCAAGGAGAAGCCGAGCAGGUUUGGCGAACACUUCGAAGCCGAGAUGCGAUCGUUCCUCACAGAUGCGAAGCUCCGUGUUUCCAAGUCGCAGCAGCAGUCCGAUGAGGUCCAGGAGCUCAGCAAGACCUGUUGCGACCUGUUUGCCGAGAAGCCACGAACACCUGCGCCGGAGACUCUCGGCAAGUUGGCAGCCUUUCGCAAGGACAUGGAUGCGGCUACGAAAGCCAAUCUGCUGUGGAAGGCCAAGAUGGACAACAAGAAGAAGAGAGAGCAGGAGAAGGCCCAGAAGGCCUCAACGUUGGAGGUCCCGCAAUCCGUGGAUGCAAAGAGCGUGAGGAGCGGGGGGGAGCCUGCGGAGCCUCCGGAGAUUUCUCCUCCGAAGAUGAAGACGAUGCAGGUGCAGGAGCCUCGCAUCUCCUUCUUGGCCGUGCCCCUGCAG
Symbiodinium sp. CCMP2456 is the source of this 4098-nucleotide messenger RNA. Lineage: Eukaryota; Dinophyceae; Suessiales; Symbiodiniaceae. The record is from the annotation of a GenBank genome assembly.